CUUAUUCGUAAUUCUAAAACACUAUCCUGUUCUGUUUGCCUUGUAACUACUUCUGUUGAACAUUUCCGUGCAUUAGCAUGUGGCCAUUAUUUUUGUAAAGAAUGUUGGUCUGCUCACUUUGAAAUACAAAUUUUUCAAGGUAUAACUACAAAUAUGGAAUGCAUGGGUCAAAACUGUAAUCUUUUGGUUCCAGAAGAUUUUGUUUUGAAUAUAUUAAAUAAAACUUCCCUCACAGAAAAAUAUCAAAAGUUUGCAUUUGCAGAUUAUGUUAAAAGCCAUCCCAAUCUGCGAUUUUGCCCUGGUCCUAAUUGUAAUAUAAUUAUUUAUGCCAAAGAAUGCCAGAGUAAACGAGUGAUAUGUAAAAACUGCAAGACAUCUUUCUGCUUCAAGUGUGGGACAGAUUAUCAUGCGCCAACAGACUGUGAAACAAUUAAGAAAUGGCUAACAAAAUGUGCAGAUGAUUCGGAAACUGCAAAUUAUAUUUCUGCACAUACAAAAGAUUGCCCAAAGUGCAAUAUCUGUAUAGAAAAAAAUGGAGGGUGCAAUCACAUGCAGUGUUAUGGUUGCAAAUUUGACUUUUGCUGGAUGUGCUUAGGAGAUUGGAAUGCUCAUGGAAGUGAAUAUUACGAAUGUAGUAGGUAUAAAGAAAAUCCAAACAUUGCUAAUGAAUCUGCUCAUGCUCAAGCUCGAGAAGCUUUAAAAAAGUACCUUUUUUACUUCGAAAGGUGGGAAAAUCAUGCAAGAAGUUUGAGAUUAGAAGAGCAGACCCUUCAAAAAAUAAAAGAUAGAAUAAAUGAAAAAGUAAUGGCAAAUGAAGGAACAUGGAUAGAUUGGCAAUAUUUAAGAAACGCAGCUGCCUUAUUAGCAAAGUGUCGAUAUACUUUGCAAUAUACUUAUCCAUAUGCAUAUUACAUGGAAAGUGACAGGAAAGAAUUGUUUGAAUAUCAGCAGGCCCAACUAGAAGCUGAAAUUGAAAAUUUAUCAUGGAAAAUCGAGCGGGCAGAAACAACAGACAGAGGGGAUCUAGAAAACCAAAUGGAUGUUGCUGAAAAACGAAGGACUACACUUUUAAAAGAUUUCUUAGCUGUGUGACAUUUUUUGCCUUAAACUGGGGGUGACCAUAAUGUACAGCAUUCUGCAUCAUCAUUAUUGCAUUUACUAAUAUAUCUGUCAAGUUUUAAAUUUUUUGGUUACUAAAAAAAUAUAUUUAUUUCACAAAUUUAACCAGGCUUUUGUUACAUCAGAUGUUUUUAUGCUUUGUUUUAACGUCGCAUAUAAAGGGGCUUUGUGCAUUUGACAAAAGCAUUUGUGUAAUAUAAAAUUUAUAUUAAUGCAAUUUCACUAGAAAUUUUAUCCAACAGUUACCAUCAUUCACAUAAUACUGAGACAGAUUAUCCUAAUUUCCAUCUUAACAUUUUAGCUUGUGAUUUUUUAAAGUAAAACUUAUAAGACAAAUUAUUUCAUAAACAUUUAUAUGCAUGUAUACACUUAACACUUACAUAUAUAGUUACAGAUUUUUUGUUACUUAAUUAAAAAAAAUCCCUUUGGAAAUUUAUUUUAAAAUGCAUAAAUAACACUUUUAAGGAAAGUCCUGGAAGAUGUAGGAAAACCUUUUGGAUUUUGCAGGGGGGUGAUAGAUUAGAAAAUGCAGUUUUAAUUUUUUUUAAUGCAAAAAAGUUAUAAUAGUGAGGUAAUUAUUCUCUUUUGCAAUAUUACUUGGUAAAGUACUUGUAUAAUAUUAUUACAAAAGUCAUGAGAAAUAAAAGUCCAUUACAUCAAGAAUUAAAAAAAAAAAACUUUUUUUUUAAACCAUGAGAAGCACUUUUAAUAAUAAAUUUGCUUUGGAAAAUUUGAAAUCUAAUUCUGCAAUUAGUUAUAUUAACUUACUUUCAUUAUUACUUCAGCUAUUUUUCUGUGUUGUUAUCUUAUAGUAGAGCAUUUUUAGGGCGAGGGUUGAAUUUGCUUACUGUAUUUACUUAAAAAUUAGACCCGUCCCCCUUUUUAUUGCUAUAAUUUUGUUGCAAAAUUUGGAAGGGUCUAAUAAGUGGGUAUAAUGAUAUAUAAAGAAAAGAAGGAGCGUAAUUGUCAUAUUGUAUAAAAUAAUUACACCAUUUAAAUACUAAAUAAACCACAAAGACAAGUUACUAUAUAUAUAUAUAUAUAUAUAUAUUCAAGAUAAAAAGUACAUAAAUGUUAAUUAUAAUUUAAGUUAGCAGUAGCCUUUUAAUGCUUAAUUUUAAUUUAGGUAUUUCUGUCUUUAUUCUAAAAAUACUAAUAAGCUUUUCUGAACUGUAUGAUUUCAAGAUUAUCCAUAGUGCAUCUUUAUGGGAUAGUCUUGAAAUGACAUAAAUGGAACUGAAACUCAGACAGCCUAUAAUAAUUUUACAGCUUUAUUAAUUAUCCAGUCAAAUACAUUUAAACUGAAACUAACUUAUUCCGUAGUUGGAUUUCAUCCUAAACAUGAGACUUUUGCUUAUAUAACUGUUGCCACAAAGACUGCUGCUUAUUGCUUUCCUUUUUUCUGGAAAACAAUAUUAAAAAAAUAUAACUGUUCUGGAACAAGUAUGAUUAAAGUGUGUAUGGCUGUAAAUAUCAAGCAGUCAUAUACUAAGAAUUACAAAUUGUUUUAAAUGAUGCAAAUAGUUCUGUUUUGGAAUUUUUAAGUUAAAAAACAACUUUGUAAAAUUGCAAAAUUUGUCUUGGUACUUUCUACUGGUUCCUAAACUUACUUAUAUUUAAGAAAAUAUUAUACACAGCAUGAAAAAUAAAAUAUUAAAAAUGUGACUUUUGUACGAGAAAAAUUGAUUGACAUGUUUCAUUUUAAAUUUGGACAUCAUAUUUAGUGGCUGUGGAGAGCAAAUUUCGUUUGUAUGUGAACUGUUGCUAAAAAUAUCAGUUUAGAAAGGUUUCUGAUAUUAAUAGAUUGAUUGGGAACAAUUUUGUGCAGAUUUUUGUAAAAUUGAUCAAUUAAAAUUUUUUGAAAAGGAAAUGUAUAUUAGUGUUAUAGAACACUGGCAAGUUUUAAUAGUGGCAGUGCAUCUUACAGUCAACUUAUAGCAUUUAUUUGCAUAAGUUAAAAAUUAAAACCAUUUCUGGUUUAAUGAAAUUUUUGUGUGAUUAUGAGGUUGUAUUUCUAAAGUAGUAAAACUUUAUGAGAAUAUUAAUAAUAUAUUUAUAGCAAUUGGAAAUUUAUAAAUUGUGUAAAAAUUCUUUCAGCAGACCAAGUGUAAUAAAAUUAUAAAUUAAAGAAUAUUACACACUAUAAAAUAGCAUUUAAAAAGGGAAACCGACUUCCAAAUUAUUUGAGAGGCAAAUUGUAAAUGAUGUUAAAUAUCUCUAAUUUUUUUUUAAUUAUCUUGGCCAGUUUUUGUCGUAUGGAAACUAAACAUUUUCAAUUUUCAUAAUGAGUAAAAUUUUUGUAAAUGUAACUGUAGGGACUGGGUUAUUGUGUAAAAGUUUAUACUGUGUAAUUUGUAUCAAAUUGACUUUUCAAGGGUAAAAAUGCCAAAAUGUGAUUAUUUGCAUCAUUUAAAAUAUUUUUUAACUGGAAGAAAAGAGCCUCAGUAAGGACUUUUGUGGACAUUUUAUAUGUAAACUACAUAAUUACCAUUAAUUGUAAUUGCCAUGUCUAGUGGAGUGUUUUCAGUUUAUGUCUGCAUCUAUAAUGCUGAUCACUGGCAUGCGUGAAACAACAAUGUGUCACAAACUUUUUCCAACUUUUUUUCUAUAACAUAGUAAAAAGUUGUAUUUAAUUAUGUUACCUGCUCUUCAUUCUAAUCAGAAUCACGGCUAUCUCUUCAAAUAUUUUUUAUUUCUUUUAUCUUAAAGAAAGAAAUAAAAAUAUUUGAAAUAAAAAUAUAUUAAAAAUAUUAACCCUUCGUAUCUUUUUUUAUAUGAAAGGUUUUAUUUUCUAGUAAAUACAGUAUGCUUUAUCUCGGAUAUUUCAAAUCCUUAUAGAUAUAACUUAAAAUAUGUCUUUCCCCCAAAAAAUCCUGUAAUGUUUUUAGGAAAUAGAGAAUGUAACCAUCUUUAACAAGACUUUCAAAAUAAAAAUUAUUGUAAGCUUUCCUUAGUUUGAAUGUUUUAUAAUUAAAUAGGAAUUUUUGAAGUCAUCUUAAAAUCGUUACAAGUUUUUUUUUAAGUUUUAUGUUUUGCGGUUUUCUUAAAUUUAAUUUAUUUUUGUUUAUUAUUCCUGUGAAUAAUCUUUUUAUAUGUACUUUUGAUUAUUGCAACUAUUUUCAUAAGUUCAUGUGAAGAGUUCUUAUAUAUUUUAGAGAAUCUUCCUCUGAGGUAUGGCAGAAGUAUCAAAUUAUAAUUCAAACUUAAGUUCAUUUUUGGAAUUCAUGCAAUUACUUUGAUUUAUAUGUAAUUUUCCUUUAGCUGCUUUAUGCUUGAAUGUAGUUAUUGCAGUAUUGUUUUGUAUAUGUAGUGUGUAUUUCAUUUUAAUGUUUAGUUUGCUUCCAAAAGUGUCUAGAUUAUGUGUCACAUAUAUAUUGGGUCAUUUGGACAAUUCUGUGGUUUCUUCAAAAACAAUUUUUUUAUGUAUGUGGUAUGGCAACAGCUGAAAACUUUAUUGAAUGACAUAUUAUGCUUAGUGGCUUUUUGCCAUCUCACUGACAGCUAGAAAAUUCUCCUUUCAAAGAAUAUUUUAGGUGUAAUAAAAAAAAAAAAAAUAUUUGAUGGUUGCCUAAGAACUGAACUUGUUGCAUAGACAAUUUUUAACUAAUUGAAGCAGUUAUAGAAAGGCAAGUUGAGUUGACUAAGGAGAAUGAACUAUAAAACAUGCUAGCUAUACUCAAUAAAUUCCCAUCUGACAUUGAUUAAAAUAUAACACCUAACAUUGUAACAUAACACAUUGGCAGUUGGUCACUUGGACAAUUCUGUGGUUUCUUCAAAAACAAUUUUUUUAUGUAUGUGGUAUGGCAACAGCUGAAAACUUUAUUGAAUGACAUAUUAUGCUUAGUGGCUUUUUGCCAUCUCACUGACAGCUAGAAAAUUCUCCUUUCAAAGAAUAUUUUAGGUGUAAUAAAAAAAAAAAAAUAUUUGAUGGUUGCCUAAGAACUGAACUUGUUGCAUAGACAAUUUUUAACUAAUUGAAGCAGUUAUAGAAAGGCAAGUUGAGUUGACUAAGGAGAAUGAACUAUAAAACAUGCUAGCUAUACUCAAUAAAUUCCCAUCUGACAUUGAUUAAAAUAUAACACCUAACAUUGUAACAUAACACAUUGGCAGUUGGUCACUUUGCAACAAUUUUUGCUUUCAGAAUUACCACUUGAAAAACAAUAUUUUUUAGACUUACUAAUAUGGUUAGGCGACAGUAGUUCCAAAUAAAUUAUUCUAUCAUUUUCUUACCACAGUGUUCAUAUUUAUGGGCCAUUGCAGAAGUUAUGUUCGGCUUUGGCAAAAUAUGGCAUACCAUAUCCUACAGCAGUUUAUUUAGCUUUCUUAAAAUAAUCCAUGUACAGUACUUUUAGAAAUAUUUAGUCUGUCUGAUAGCUUCUGAAAGGUAUAAGAGGUUUUCCUUCAGUGCCUACCUUUCAAUUGUCUUUAUUUGAAGUAAAGGCCAUACAGAUCAAGUGUCAUCUUUGAGCAUGUUUCUGUAUUUAAUUUUCUAAAAACAAUGCCAUUAGCAAUUAUGAGCCUUCUGAUCAGCAGAGUUUAAACAAAGAACAUAAUAUGACAAAAAUGAAAUGUGCUCCAUCCAUGAAGUUGUACUCGGGGGGAGGGGGGGAAAUAAAAAUGCCAUAGCAUGUAUGAGAAUGCUACUCUAGAAAAUAUGUUUUUCAGAAUAGUAUUCUUGUACGUGUAACAUUAUUUUAGUACUAACCUGGAAAAAGAGAUAAUACAGUGGAACCAGGAAAUAUCAGUGUUUAUUAUUAACUAGAAUUAAGAAUUUGCCAUAGCAGUAAUAAUGAAAAUGAGCAGAAGAUUCACACAGAUUUUAAUAAAAAUGCCAUAUUUAAUAAAAAUUUAAUAAAAAUGCCAUAGCAUGUAUGAGAAUGCUACUCUAGAAAAUAUGUUUUUCAGAAUAGUAUUCUUGUACGUGUAACAUUAUUUUAGUACUAACCUGGAAAAAGAGAUAAUACAGUGGAACCAGGAAAUAUCAGUGUUUAUUAUUAACUAGAAUUAAGAAUUUGCCAUAGCAGUAAUAAUGAAAAUGAGCAGAAGAUUCACACAGAUUUUAAAAAUUGCAGUACUUUUCAAAUUACCCAAUAUCAACAGAGUAGUUGACUGUGAUUUUUCAGAAUUGUUACAUUAAGCUAUUGUCACUGAAAGAAGCUUCUUUUCUGUAACUGAUUGUCUUUUCAUGUGUAUUUUCAAAACAAGCUAAUAAUAAUUUAUAGGCAGAUAAUUUAAAAUGUGAUGUAAAGUACAUAUGUAUCUAUUGCUAAAAUUUGGGACAUAUACUUGUAAAUACCAGCUUGGCUAAAUAUAUUUUAAAAACUUUUUUAAUACUGUUAAUUUAUAUCAACUGCCAGUUUUUUAGUAAUAUAUACUGUAGCCAAUUGGUGCAAAACAAGAUUUUUUUAUUGUAAUCAUUUUUAUCAAGUCAUUAUGGAUUUUGUAAUGUGAAUCCAUAUUUAUUAAAUAACCAAAUACAUCUUAGUGGUUUAUUUGUUGCCAUUGUAAUAUAAAUUGCUGCAGAAUGUUGUUUCAUGGUUUAGCCAGGUUUAAUUGUGCUACAUUUGUAUGUAUGUAGCCAUCUCUUACUGAAAUUUGAAGAGAAAAAUGUAAAUAUAUGUUGUACAGUGCUCAAACAUUUUCUUAAGCAUAAAUUAAAAAGAAAAAGAAAAAAAAAGUUAAGAAAAGAAAAAAAAA
This is a messenger RNA of Stegodyphus dumicola, 6816 nucleotides long. RefSeq names its product E3 ubiquitin-protein ligase ari-2 (gene ari-2). The record is from RefSeq and is a predicted model, not a curated record. Gene Ontology annotation, biological process: protein ubiquitination. Lineage: Eukaryota; Metazoa; Arthropoda; Arachnida; Araneae; Eresidae. Gene Ontology annotation, molecular function: ubiquitin-protein transferase activity; zinc ion binding.